Messenger RNA from Thrips palmi, 947 nucleotides. RefSeq lists its product as uncharacterized. The transcript has 4 exons. NCBI's taxonomy places the organism in Eukaryota, Metazoa, Arthropoda, Insecta, Thysanoptera, Thripidae. The record is from RefSeq and is a predicted model, not a curated record. The coding region runs from base 132 to 809 and encodes 225 amino acids.
UCUCGGCGCCUCUCGGCCUCUCGGCGUCACUCCAUCGGCGACUCCAGCCUCAGCCUCAGCAUCCGCAGCCGGAACAGUCCGCAGCAGCCCCGCUCCGAACCCAGCCCCCACAGCCCCAGCACCGCCCAGCCAUGACGGCAGUGGCGAUGCUCCUCGCCGCGGUGGCGGCGUGCGCCCUGGCCGCGCCGCAGCUGGUCGUCCAGCCCCUGGACCAGGUGGUGGACCCGGCGUCCUCCACGGCCGCCCCGGAGGCCGAGACGUCGACGUGGAGCCAGGAGCAGGAGAGCGACUGCUCGGAACAGAUAGGGCAGGUCGUCAACGGCGAGGUCGUCAACACGAUGCGCAAGUACGACGUCGAGAAGAUCCUGGAGGAGCACGGCGGCGCGGCGGGCAAGCUCAACGUGACGAGGAACUUGGACGUGCCGGAGUUCCCGGUGAAGGACCCGGCAGAGAAGCCCCUGCAGGACACCGACGACACCACGUACUACGUGUACGACUACAGGCGCACGGACUACAAGACGUUCGUCCGCGUGGAGCACGCGCUGAUCCGCCACAAGGGCAAGCAGGACCAGUUCGAGGACGUGCGCGGCGAGCUGUACUGGACGCCGCCGGACUUCUGCGGCAAGCUGCGGCACGCCACGUACCGCGUGGACCCGGAGGGCUUCGCGGCCGACGUCACCCUGGAGUACUGCUUCCUCAACGCGGAGACGCUGACGUGCGCCCUGCCGGCCACGUGCCACUCCAACGACACCUACAUGGCCUGCGUGGCGGCGCCCUCCAACGCCCUGCUCGCCUCCCUCGUCGGCUAGCCUAACAGUUUUGUCUUUGUCUAGCUCUAGCCGGAGGGCUAAAAUUUUACCCUGUUUAUUUCCAGUGCAGUGCCAGUGCUCCGAGCCUACUGUACCGCUCUGACAAGUCAUAAUAAAUCGAAACGCUCGUACAGCCGA